GUAGCUCCGCCGCAUUCGUACCUACCACGUCCGUCAAACAAUUUCAUACAUUCAUUUUUAUUUCCUCCCUCCCCCCCUCUCUCUCUCUCUCCGUGUCUGUGUUCGGCCUGGCUGCUAGCUUAGUGUUGUACGCACGCCCGUUCGGACAGACACAGGUCUCGUCCGUGACGUUGUUGUCAUUAAACGUCGGAGAGGGAGAAAGCUUACAGGUAGAGCCCGUGUAAGUCGCGACCGUAGUAUGCUGGCUGAAGCUCGAAGAGUACUACCUUUUCCGGUGGAUGGCUAAUUGCUGGUGGGAAGAAAGGGCAGAAAAGGAAGGCUUUUCGAGUGUGCUUCUCGCGUGCUCACUUCGCUGUCCGGACUUGAAGAGGAGGAUAUACCUUGGUGUGGAUUGUGUUUCAUCGGACAGAAAAAUUUCUUACUUUUCUGCUUUUUCUUUCUCAUCAGAGUGGAGAUUAUUAUUCGGAUCGGUGUACGUUGUAUAGGUAUACGAUGAUUUUAUCAACGGAUCGGUGAACGUUCGUCCACACAGAGACGUAUUUUGUGUAUUGUGACGGAAUAUAGCUGGAUGAGUUUUCGAACCUUGUGAACAGACACUGGUAUUUUGUGGGUGUUGAAGUGAUCGCUGACGAGACCAGGAGUGAAUUUCGACGAAUCGUGAAAUUUUAUUGCAGAUCUCUGAUUACAAAAUGGGUUGUUUUGGGAGCAAAGACAAAUUAAGCAAAGAGGACAUGGAUUUCCUAAAAUCACACACAAGAUAUGAUGAAGCGACUAUAAAGGAAUGGUACAAAGGCUUUAAACAAGACUGCCCGAACGGUAGGUUAACCCCGGCGAAAUUCGUCGACAUGUACAAAAUGUUCUUCCCCUCUGGCAACGCGGAGGAAUUCUGUGAUCACGUCUUCCGUACAUUCGACAUGGACAAGAAUGGCUACAUCGAUUUCAAGGAAUUCCUAUUGGCUAUCGAUGUUACAUCCAGCGGAACGCCGGAGGAAAAGUUGAAAUGGGCAUUCCGCAUGUACGAUGUUGAUGGGAAUGGUGUGAUCGACAUCCAGGAAAUGACCAAAAUUGUGCAGGCAAUAUACGAUAUGCUGGGCGCGUGUUCAAGCAACAGACCGGCAGACAGUGCGGAGGAAAGAGCGAAGAACAUAUUCGCAAAAAUGGACGAGAAUAACGAUGGUCAGUUGACUCAAGAUGAAUUUCUGAAGGGUUGCCUUCAAGACGAAGAGCUGUCUAAAAUGCUGGCCCCCUAAUUCGUACACCUUCAUUCGGGACCACCUUAUUAAAAGAGAUACCAUACUAAACGGGCAACAUCGGACAAACAUACACGUUUUCUUAUCAUACCACAUGCAGCCAAUGCGACUCGAAGAACGUUCGCUUGGCGAGCAUAAACUCGAACCAAAUCGUCGAAUCGUUCGAUUAACGACAAAUACAAACGAAGAUGAUACGAAGAGGGAAAAGAAGCUUCCACAGUGUCAGCCUUAAACAUCCUCCAACGGAGAAUGAUAGCUUCAUCGAGGAAGACGCAUCGAGUUUACGACUCACCUUAAUUGUAAAUUGUCGAGUAAUAGUGGAACUUUAACGGAUGUUUCGUGAUCAAAAAUGGUAAGGCAAACGCAUUUCCUUUUGAUAUUGGAACAACGAGGGCGAAAGUGAUGAUGGGUGACGUUCAGCGAGUGACAUCAGGGUGACACAACGAAUACUGUUGAAAUGCUGUUUUGCUACUACGAUAAAUAUGGACGUAAAAGUGAUCGAUUGAACUGUUAACUCUUUCGUUGCACCACUAUAAGUCUGUUAGAAAUUGUUAUCGUUGUGUCUUACGCUUCUGUAUGCAUUCAUUUAACCCGUUUGCAUCGUUUUCAGGGUAAGAAAGUAUCUGAUUGUUUUUUUUCUUUCAACCAUUUCCUUUGCUCCUGAUAGACUAAUGUGUAUAAUAAAUAAGUGAACGUAGGUGAACGGAGCUUUUCUCAAAGCUUCAAACGUUCUAACCUGAUGGCGUCUUAAGAUGUCAAGCUCGUCCUUCUGACGUCAUAAGAUGUUGAAUUAAAAUUUUCCUUGAAUUGGUCCAAAUGUUUUAGAAACACAAAGAGGACGUUAAAUAUGGACAUCUUGUCUCUUUGUGUAACCAUAAGGACUCGAGGGUCCUUUAUGCAGCGUUCUCUUUCUAUGAGCAUUCCAUUCUAUAGAUUCGAAUACUAGACUUUGGAAUAAUAGUAAAAUGAUAAUUGUCUAUUGGAGUAGCACAAGAAUUGAAAUUAUUAUUAUUGAUUGAAAUUUUUAUUGAAUAUAGUAUAUUAAUGGUAAUACUAUGGAAUAAUAGAAGAAUUCUAUGGAAUGUUUUAAAAUGGUCUAUCCACUAGUUGCAGGCUAUUUCUAUCCUAACUCUACCACAGAAAUGAUUUUAAAAUCACUAUACUCCUUGGAAUUUGUUAGUUUCAAAUUUCUACCAAAAUCUGCUUCCGAUGCAAAAGGGUUAACGUUCAUAUUCGUUCAAAUACACCGUCAAACAGUUUCCAUGAAGAAAAAAAAAAAAGGAAAAAAGAAAACUAAAAUCACUUGCGCGUGCGUCUUUGAUUUUUCUCAACGAUGCACGUGCAAGGUCCUUUUAUACGUACUGCACAAUGUUACGAUUACUAUAAUGAAUAUAUAAUAUAUGUCAUGUAAUAUAUAGUCGAGUAUAUUACUUGUCAUAUUAAUACGUGUUUAGCAAAAUUCUGUGUAAUAUGUAUAUCACGUGAAACAUUAUAUUACGUAUGAUCAAUAUUUAUACUAUUACGUGUAUAGGGCAUACAGCAAUGUGUUUUUGCGAAAAUAACAAAAUGGUACGUAUUUGACCCCUACAAGGGAAAAUCUAUACGAUGUAUGGUGUCGGAGAAAUUUUAUUAAUUAACACGUUCGAUGCCGAAUCCUUAGAAACGAGUUGCUCGCUGUGUGCCGUCGCAUUGAAACCUGACGGACUGGGCACGCGAUAUCGCGUGAGGAGCAUCGAACGCGUUAACGCAGGUAGCUGCUAAUAAAUUAGUAGCUUAUGAAAAUUUCUUUGUUUCAUAUAUUCGCUACUUUUCUUUAUCACUUGUCGGGGAUUUCAGAUAUUCAAAUUAAAUUUCAUUUUAUUUAAGUGGAAAUCCGCUUUUAAAGAAGUUUUAUAGAUAGCAACGAUGUUGUCUCUUCGAAGCUACGUACAGGUGCCACGUAGGUCACGGAUGACCCACCUCGUUAAUCAGAGGCACAAUUUUAACGCGCUGACUGCCGCAGUAGAUACAGCUAUACCUAGUACGGCACACGGUAAUAGGUACUGCUAAGAGUAUUAAAAAUUCAUUUUUUUAAUUAGUCUAAUUUGAAACAUUCAGUUUCAAGGGAAUCAAAAAUGUAAAUAUAUAUAGAGUCAUUAAUGAUUCUGCGUGUAAAGAUCAAGCAGGUAUCUUAUUUUUUAUUCAGAGUUUAUUAAUUUUCUUCUUAUACUUUGGGUCGUGAUUUUUCUCGAAAUAGGCAAAAAAUAAAAAAUAGUGAAUUCAUUUUUUUUUUUUUUCUAAUUAUAAUUCAAUCAAUAAUAGACGGAUAUUAACUAGGAAUAAUAUUCGACCAAUUUGCGCGGUUACGAUUAGGUCAAUGUAUUUAGGCAAACAAUUUGUCCUCUCGUGCAAGGAUCGUUGAUAACGUACUUUAGAAUUCUAUGAAUUUAUAAAUCAUCGAUAGAGAGUGUCUACUUAUUAGGACUUGGUCGAAAAAGAUUUACAAUCUAGAUACCUAUUGCUACUAAUCUGCAAAAAAAGAAAAAAAAUAACAUCCGUGCAAUUGAAGUAUAUAAAUUACGUAUUAGAUUAAGUACAUAUCAUUGCCUGUUCGUGAAACGAAAUUUUUCGCUUCGCGUUCUCGCACUGCGUAAACCUGCUUCAGAUCCAUACCACAAUUUCAGUCAAUUUUAAACAACCUGUCGUUUCGUCGUGCACGUAUACUUCACGUGCACGACACAUCUCUAUACGUAACGCCACAGUUGCACCGAACGAUGCACUUUCGUAGGAUGCACCAACACUGCCUAGGAAGCUGCAUGCAGCUGCAUAACUGACAUUGCAGCUGGGGAUAUUACGCGAUGCCACAGCUGUAUACAUUACUUAUAUGCAUAAUUUACCCUGGCUGUAAUCUCACUUAUAGUAUGCACAUGCAACCUGCUAGCAAAAAGUCUCACGAAAACGCAUCGCUGCUCGAACCUCCAUUAUUCGAAUUUAAAAAAAAAAAAAGAAACACGACAGAAUUUAAAUAGGAAAAUUUUUGGGAUAAUGGAACGUACCUAUGCUUAUUUUCAAUUUAUUUAUUUUUAUACAGGAUGUCCUAAACGAUAUAGUCUAGUACAGAAUAAUGUUAGGUGAAUAACAAAAGAGAAAAAGUGAAUCCUGGGAUGAUGAAUAUUUGGAUAAUGGAGGUUCUACUGUAUUAAAUAUAUUAUACGGAAAUAUGUAUAUAGUAUUGAACACGGUGUAUAGAAGAAACACCUAUACUAAUUUGCUACAGAUUAGAGAUUCGAAGAUGUUUAUUGGUUUAACCCUUUGCGGUCCUAUAUUAAUCCACUGAUGACCUACCAACGUUUGAGGGUACUGGUAUGCCAUUUUGAGAUAUAGCUGUAUGGCAAAUGAAGGAGUCCUCAAAAUUAAUAUAGUUUCAAAAAAUAUUGGUGAUAAAAUAAAUUUUCCCUAGGAAAGUCCACUGCAUAUUCGAGUCCCAAUUGACCCAUCAGUGUCAACGUGUAUCGUCUGCGGGCCUAAGCCAAUCUUAAUCUAACUUAAUCCUUCGCGUUCAGAACCAGAACCUAACUUAACCGGUUUACGCGCAGCAGGGUUGUCAGUGGGUUAAGAAUAUUUUAAUAGCAUAAUUAAUAUACAAUUUUGCUUUCAUUCAACUAUACUAUCUACUUAGAAAAAAGAAAAAACCCUAAAAUGACCACAAUCCAAACGACACUAUUCAGACUGAAUGGAAAAUGGGAAAACUAAACUGUACCGCAAAGUGUUAAGGAUAUUAGACACGGUGUUAGUUUUCUAGAAAAUCUUGACGUGUGUGUCAGAAAAACGUGAUGUUCUACUGCGCUGUUCCUUCUUUAUUUCACGAGCCACCGGUAGCCAAAAUAUGCAAGUAAAAAAAAUAAAAAAUAAAAAAAAAAAAUACAUAAAUAUAGUUCGUACAUACGUACUAUCCACAAUUCUGAUCAGUCAUUUUGCUAACCAAUAGUCUGUUCGUAAUCUUUCGCUUGAUUUCCGGCGUGCUGGAUCCAAUAAUGCAGAACAGAACAUCGCAAUUCUUCUCAAACCCGAAAGUGCAGCAUUGACAAUCGAAAUAAUAAGUUUCCUUAUCGAACGAGUCAGUGAACAUAGGUGAACAGAGUUUUAUAAAGCUUAACGCGUUCAGGUCAGAAGGCAUCGUGAGAUGGAAAGUUGGCCUGGCGUCCGAAUGACAUCAUAAGAUGUCAAACUGACACCGCGUCCCGGUGGCAUCAUAAGAUGUCACGUUUAAUUUACAGAAAUUUUUCUCAUCCAGUUUUGUCCAGGACACCGAAGGAAAUUAUUUUUCUCCUGGCCUGAACGUGUUAAGAACGAACCUAAAGUGCAUUAUAUAGAAACAAAGAUCUCCAUCUUUGAACUUCAUGCAAUAUUGAAGGAACAAUUAAUUUUAUUGACAAAACUAUUAAAUUCCAUGAAUUACCAAAAAAAUUUGGUUCUAGUUUUUUAUUUUAUUUUUUUAUUUUUUUUAUUUUAACUACUUUUAAUUUCAGUAACGUGGGUGGAUUAUAUUUUCCUGAAUAUUUUUAAAGCAAUAACCUCAUUAACGUUUCACGAAGGAAAUUAAAAAGUAAAAAAGAUCUUUUUAACGCUAUACAAAGACCUAUUGAUCUCUCGGUCUCUGAUGAAGUUGCACGUGACGUUAAAAUUUUAAAAGGAUCAUUUCAUCAUUUCUAUGAACUUCGUUUAGUUUUUAACAAGAUUUUACUUAACGCUUGAAAGCUUUGAAAAAAGAAAUUUUAAAUGAUAUACUACGGUGUGAAUUUUAAAUUGCAACAAUUUCGUGAUAAAAAUGUAUGGAAUAAAUGCAAGGUACCAAUUGAAGAAAUGUUCAGUUACUUCGUAGUGAGAAACAAUGCAAAAACACUGUCAAUUCAAUUAAAAAAGAUUUUAAAAGGAACACGAUACAUUGAACAAGGAGAAUUAUGGUUACGAUGCGAACAAGAAACUGAAUUAUUCUACGCUAUACUUGCAGUCUAUGCUAUUUUAUAUUUUUCUACGCCUUCAAUUUUGUCUUCCCAAUAUAUCCUAUUCCACUUCCACUUUAUUAACACAUUCCAGAUCGGUGAAAUGUCUAUGACGCAGCAGGUGCGUCUUGUGAAGAAAUUAACGUUAUCGGUCAGCAAUUAAAAAAUUAUCAAAAUGAUAACAGGGGAACAGAAAGACCUCGAAUGUGUUGAAAGUGUACAAUACCGAUCAUGGUGGGCUUUUAGAGAUAUAAUGGCGAAUGAAUAAUUUAAAUUUUAAGGCUUUCAUAAUUUUAAAAUUCCAAAAUUCUGAUCAAAAUAUUUCAGAAUAUUAUAUUUUAAAUUUUGAAGGAUCUUGAAAUUUAGAUUUCAAAAUUCAAAUUUUAAAGUUUCGAUGUUCAAAAAUCUAGAUUUUUUAAUUUCAAAAGGUUUUCGACUCUCCAUAUCGUUAUUUUUCCUAAGAAACCUUCCAUGCUCGACACUGUACACACUGUUUCCUUCCAUUUCCCCAACUCCUCCUUUCUACAAUACUUCUUACUUAUAGAUUGCAGCUGUAAAAUCUUGCAAUUUGUAAUACCAAAAAUGAAACUCGUUUUAUUUAUUCUUCUUUCAUUAUCAAGCCUGCUGUUCAAUAAUUCUUAACUUAUUCGAAAGAUUUCGAACGAAGACUUAAGGUCGCAUCGUUUAACACUGUUUCAUAAGUUCGACCAAUUUAUUGAACAUUUCUUGCAUCGAUCGCUUAUUCCAAAUAUUAGCUUUCAAACUAUUCAAAACUACCAGUAAUCUAAAAAAAUAGAAACUAUCCGUUUCUUUUUGAUAUUGCUAGAAACUUUUUAGAGUUAGAAUAUACAUGUUUAAAAAGAAAAUGAAAAAAAAAAAAAUAAAAGAUAAAAAGAAUGGUAUACUACUUUGUAUAAGCAUGUAAUCUAUUCAUCUAUCCUUUAAAGGAAAUGAAAAAUUUUUCCAUGGUCUCUAGUCAAUUCAACGCGCAACAGAAUUUCCAUGAACCUAUUUAAAAGGUAUCCUCGCACUUUCAUUAACCAUCGAACGAUGGAUAGCGGGAUAAUCUUUCCCGAUCUCGUCCGAAGUUCUGAUUCUCCAUCUGUAUAGUUCUAUCUAAUAAUAUUAUGUAUAGCGCAAAACAGCAUACUAAAUAAAUAAGAUAAUAAUGGCAAGGAUAUAAA
This is a messenger RNA of Osmia lignaria (orchard mason bee), 7416 nucleotides long. RefSeq names its product neuronal calcium sensor 2. The record is from RefSeq and is a predicted model, not a curated record. Gene Ontology annotation, molecular function: calcium ion binding. NCBI's taxonomy places the organism in Eukaryota, Metazoa, Arthropoda, Insecta, Hymenoptera, Megachilidae.